AUGUCUACAAUGAACAUAUUAACAAAGGGCAUUGAACUAUUUGAACUAAAUGAAUUAUUUUGUGAAAAUAAAAAAUCAUUUUAUCUUUAUAUUGCAAACUAUGCUGCUUCUGAUGGUAAUGAGAACGAACAAGAUAAUAAACCAUUACGUUUCCAUAAAAUAGAAAAUAUGAUUGAUUGUAUUUUUUCACCAAAUAUGUUUUGGAGCUUUUAUAAUGCAAUACUAAAUACAGAUAUUUGUGAUACAAUGGAACAUUAUCAUUGCAAUGACAAGGAUAAAAUAAUUAAACAAAUAUUAUCCUUAGCAUCUGAUUAUAAGUGUCCAACACGUUUACAAGUGAAGCCGUCAGCUUUUGAUACACAAAAACUAUUGAAACGUUAUGGAUUCUUUGAAUUACCACAAAUGAACGAUGAAUAUCAAUAUAUUGAUUUUUAUCAUAGUGAUAAUUUAUUAAAAUAUGAUGACGCCAAGUCCGAUAUAAAAAUAUAUGAACUAGAUGAUUCGACACAAGCCGAUUGUCGAUUGAGAAAAUUAGAAUGGGGUUAUGUUUUAUGUGAAAGUUUCGGAUUUAGAAAUGCUGAAAUUCAUGGACCAUUUUAUGCAGAUGUAUGGAGUCGAGUCGAAGUCGGACCAACUAAACCGAUACGAAUGUUUAUUGCUGUGAAGGAUGAUCGGGUAAUUGGUGGAUGUCACUUAACUUUAGCCAGUGGUAUUGCUUGUUUAUUCAAUGUAACAACGCUGAAAAAUGAACGUGGAAAAGGUAUAGGCAAGGCAUUAUCACUAACAGCCAUGGUAAACGCUAGAGAACUAAAUUAUCGUUAUAUGACGUUGCAGGCAAGUCGUAUGGGUGCACCUAUUUACAAAAAAUUGGGCUUUAAACCUAUUCCAUCACCAUAUAAGUCAUAUGUUAAAAUUGCUACAGCUGCAUGGUAUUACAAAAUAAUCGAAAUGCCACUGGCAAUGUUUGGUAUUCAGCGUUUACAACGACUUAUAAAUAUUAUUCAAAAACUAUCGAAGAAUCUUCUAGUAGUUAUGAUGAUUGUGAUCAUACCUGUGGGUAUACUCAUAGCUAGAAUGUUUAAAUAA
Molecule: messenger RNA, 1086 nt
Organism: Rotaria sordida
Lineage: Eukaryota; Metazoa; Rotifera; Eurotatoria; Philodinida; Philodinidae
Source: the annotation of a GenBank genome assembly